AUGAAAUGUUUAAUUGGACAACCAUGUCCCAUUCCAGACCUGAAAUAUUUCCUCCGGCCGAACAAAAUAGAAAGGGAUUUAACCAAAGCCAAGCCAAAACGAUUACUCUUCGCAUUGUUGAACACCCAAGAACAGCGAAUAAACAAUAAAAAAUUUCUAGAAUCUACAAGAGAAGAGCGAGAAGUUAGAAAUCAAAAUGCUAUUUUGUUGUAAUGUCAAUUCGGAGCUCCGUCUCAGUUGAAUGUGAUGUUUUGUUGACGAUGUUAUCAAUUGGGUAUUGUUUGAUUUCCAGCAAUAUAACUUAUCCCUCUCCUUCGAUUCGUUGGGUUAGAUAUUGUUUGUAGAAGUUGACUACUGCAAGAUUUUUGAGUUCUCCAUUGUAUGAAUGGAGGACUCUACUUCUUUAGAUGCGAUACUGGAAUUUCUGCGAAAGAACAAAUUUACAGGUGCGGAGGCUGCUUUGCGUGGUGAGCUGAAUAAAUGUUCUGACCUGAAUGAUGUGGUAGAGAAGCUUACUCUAGAGGAUGAAGAGCUGAGCAGAUCAUUAGAAGCAAAUGGGGGGAAAGCAACCGUGGAGAAUCUUGUAUUGGCCUGUCGAAAUGGUGGGGAGGUUUCCAAGGAGACAAGUUUGAGGAACAGUGGUGAAACUUCAAAGGAGCUUAUCGUUAAGGAGAUAGAGUGUGGGAUUGGGAGAAAUGGCUCAGAUUGCAAAUUGAAAAAUGUUGCGUAUGUUGGGAAGAAGGAACAUAAUGAAUCUGUUGGGACAUACAACAAAACCUUCAGUGCUUGCAACAAUGCUGAGGAUACUAUGAUUGAUAUGUACUCGUGGAGCAACAGUCCUAGUAAGGGUUCUCUUGUGUCGUAUCAGAACAAUGGUGGGACUAGUGCUGCCAAGGACUUUUCAGGCUUGGUACAUAAUCCCAGUAAUGGUUCUCUUGUGUUGCAUCAGAGCAAUGGUGGAAGUAGUGCUGCCAAGGACUUCUCAGGCUUGGUGCAUAGUGGGAAGUUGAGGCUAAAUUCAUCUGAGGUCUUAGAUAGUGGAAAGUCUCAUGCAAAAUCUGGGGAAGAUGUCAGUUUUUCUGGUGAAAAGAGAAUGUCGUGCUCUGGAAGUACCAGCAAAAACAAUGUGGAACCAAAGCACGGAAGUCAAAAUAGUGAACUCAAAAAGGCUAAUCAGCAAAUUAAACUAAACGGGACAUCCAGAGAUGUAAUUAUUACUAACCCCAGGUCAAAAAGUGAUGAAUUGACUAACCUUUCAUUGGAGCCUUGGAAAGAUUCCUCAGCUGAAACUGUUUUCCCAUUACCCAAAGGAGAUGUUUCCACAAGUUAUGAUCACAACAUUGGUACUGGUGGUAACAAAGUAGGUAAAAGGAUAACAGAAAAUGGUGUUAGGAAUACAAUUAAAGAGCAAGUGGAUGAGGUGGGAAGAGCUUUCUAUCUGGGGAAGACACCAGGAAGUGAACCAAAAGAUUUCAGCUGCUUAGGCAUUUCGAUUAUAUCUGAGUGCCAGAAAGAAGAACUACCCAGGUUGCCACCUGUUAGAAUCAAGUCAGAAGAGAAGUCCUUCAAUAUUCAUUGGGAGGAAAAGUUUGAACGAGAUGGACCUGGCUCAAAGAUUGCAAAUGGUGACAAUACAUAUGUCAUAGGUUCAUUUCUAGAUGUUCCUAUUGGACAAGAACUUACCAAUUCAGGUGGAAAAAGGAUUGGCGGAGGCAGUUGGUUGUCUGUGAGUCAAGGCAUUGCUGAGGACACUUCUGAGCUUGUUUCUGGUUUUGCAACUAUUGGUGAUGGAUUGAGUGAAGGUGUUGAAUUCCCCAAUGAAUAUUGGGAUUCUGAUGAAUAUGAUGAUGACGAUGAUGUUGGCUAUACGAGACAGCCUAUUGAAGAUGAAUCCUGGUUUUUAGCUCAUGAAAUUGAUUACCCUAGUGAUAAUGAAAAGGAAACAGGACACGGGAGUGUUCCAGAUCCUCAAAGAGGGGAAAACAAAGAAGAUGAUGAGCAAUCUUUCGCAGAGGAAGAUUCCUACUUAUCAGGUGAGAGAUAUUUCCAAUCAAAGAAUGUUGAUGCGGUUGGCCCUUCAGAUGAUCCUGUAGUGCUUUGUGAAACUGAAAUGUAUAGGAGAACUAACAUGGGUGCUCAAUACGACAGACAGUUGAUGGAUGAAGAAGAACUGAAUUUGAUGUGUGUAGAGCCUGUUUGGCAGGGAUUUGUUACUCAAACAAGUGAACUUGCAAUGUUAGGGGAUGAUAGGGCCUUGAAUGAGUGUGAAAGGCCCCGAUUGGAUGAUAUUUAUGUGGAUGGUGAUCAGCAUGGUUCAGUUAGGUCAAUUGGUGUAGGUAUUAACAGCGAUACUGCUGAUAUCAGUAGUGAAGUGCACGAAAGUUUUGUUGGAGGGAACGCUCAGGGGGAUAUAGGGUAUUUCCAUGAUCACGAUGCCAGUAUUGGUGGGACCAGACACAUACCCCCUGAUUCAGAUAAGCCUUAUUCUGAGAUGAGAAACAGAGAUGAGAAAACAGCUAAGCAGAGAUCUGACAAGUUUGUCUCGGGUACUGAUAAAGGAGGAUCUGUACAAACAAAUCACUUACAUGGAGGAUUCUCAUUUGCCCUUCCCAGAGAUGGUCAGUUGAUUCAUACAAGCUCGAGUAAAUCUUUAUGUUCAAGCAAGGGCAACACUAUUAUCACUGAUGAAGCUCAUGACAGUCUGAUUGCAAAUGAUGACAUGCUUGGUUCUUUGAGGCCCAAAAGCAGCGAGUCAUCACCUAGCAAGAGCUCAAGAGAUGAAAGCAACAAAAUUGCUGUAGGAUCAGCAAAAUCUAGCCCCUCAUCUCUUUCAAAUUAUGGUUAUGUAGAGCGGGAGCAUGUGAAGAAAGAAGAGGGCACACAAAUAGCCAGGGCAAGAGUGGAAAAUUUGGGGCAGUCAUUGGAGGAUGAGGAAGCAGUUGCUGUUCAGGAACAAGUGAAGCAGAUCAUGGCGCAGGAAGAGGAAUUUGAAACUUUCGAACUUAAGAUUGUGCAUAGGAAAAACAGAACUGGGUUUGAGGAGGACAAAAGUUUCCAGGUUGUUUUAAAUUCAGUUAUAGCUGGGCGAUAUCAAGUAACUGAGUAUCUUGGAUCUGCUGCAUUCAGCAAAGCAGUACAAGCACAUGAUCUUCAUACAGGCAUGGAUGUCUGUGUUAAGAUUAUAAAGAACAACAAAGAUUUUUUUGAUCAGAGUCUUGAUGAAAUAAAGCUUCUCAAAUUUGUCAAUAAGCAUGAUCCUGCCGACAAGUACCACCUACUUCGGUUGUAUGAUUAUUUCUAUUAUCGAGAGCAUUUGUUAAUUGUAUGUGAACUACUGAAGGCCAAUCUGUAUGAAUUUCAAAAAUUCAAUAGAGAAUCUGGUGGAGAAGUCUACUUUACCAUGCCGAGACUGCAGUCGAUCACUAUUCAGUGUUUAGAGGCUCUUCAGUUCUUGCAUGGCCUUGGGCUCAUACAUUGUGACUUGAAGCCCGAAAAUAUAUUGGUGAAAAGCUACAGUAGAUGUGAGGUGAAGGUAAUUGACUUGGGUAGCAGUUGUUUUGAAACAGAUCAUCUUUGUUCUUAUGUCCAAUCAAGAUCCUACCGCGCACCAGAAGUUAUUUUGGGGCUUCCUUAUGAUAAAAAGAUAGAUAUCUGGUCCCUUGGCUGCAUCUUGGCAGAACUUUGCACGGGCAAUGUCCUUUUCCAGAAUGAUUCUCCUGCCACAUUACUUGCUAGGGUACUUGGUAUCACAGGUCCAAUUGACCAAGAGAUGCUCGUCAAAGGACGAGACACUCACAAAUAUUUCACCAAAAAUCACAUGCUAUAUGAACGAAAUCAGGAAACAAACAGAAUGGAAUACUUAAUACCCAAAAAGACAUCCUUAAGGUAUCGAUUACCGAUGGGAGAUCAAGGUUUCGUUGAUUUUGUGGCUCAUCUUUUAGAAGUUAACCCAAAGAAGCGGCCUUCUGCCUUGGAGGCUCUAAAACACCCAUGGCUAUCAUAUCCAUAUGAGCCAAUAUCAUCAUGAAUUAUGUGAGAUCUCUUGCCACUAAAGGUUUUUCUAUUGCUUCGAUUUGGAUUCUCCAUAUGAAGAAAGCUGUACAAGCUGGGUUGUAUUUCUAUUCUGUUUCUUCCUUGUCUUUGGUCGCAGUGAUGCGUUCUGUUUGUACAUGAUGUCUACUAAUUCGUUUUAGGUUCUUUAGUGAUAGCUUGUGAAAUAGGCGCUUAUCCAGUUUUGGUUGGCUUUCGCUCAGUUGCUGCUAUAUAUCAGAAUGAAGCAAGAGCACACACAUUUCGUGAAGAUAUAUAAUAUGCAAAAUGCCUCUUCUUGAUA
Molecule: messenger RNA, 4333 nt
Organism: Solanum dulcamara
Lineage: Eukaryota; Viridiplantae; Streptophyta; Magnoliopsida; Solanales; Solanaceae
Exons: 8
Coding region: 386-4027 (1213 amino acids)
Biological process (GO): peptidyl-serine phosphorylation; peptidyl-threonine phosphorylation
Cellular component (GO): cytoplasm
Molecular function (GO): ATP binding; protein serine/threonine kinase activity; protein tyrosine kinase activity
Source: RefSeq, a predicted model, not a curated record